This is a messenger RNA of Pocillopora verrucosa, 1082 nucleotides long. Its product is annotated as beta-2 adrenergic receptor-like. Gene Ontology annotation, molecular function: G protein-coupled receptor activity. Gene Ontology annotation, biological process: G protein-coupled receptor signaling pathway. Gene Ontology annotation, cellular component: plasma membrane. Lineage: Eukaryota; Metazoa; Cnidaria; Anthozoa; Scleractinia; Pocilloporidae. The record is from RefSeq and is a predicted model, not a curated record.
AUGAAUGAUAGCCAUCCAGACAAACAUCUCAGCAGUGCAGCGUCCAUCUGUUUAUCAGUGUGGUUUUCCUUGUCAAGCUUUGUAGCUGUAACUGGAAACGCAAUCGUGUUGUGGCUGUUCUUCAAAAACGAGUCUUUACGAACAAUUUCCAACUGCUUUUUAGCUUCACUGUCCGUUGCAGACUUUUCAGUUGGGAUUUUUGUAGACCCUAUGUGGCUCGCUACCAGAUGUUGGAUUCGGCCGCCGCUUCACUCCUUGUUGAUGGAAGUUAUAAAAGUAUUGUGGAUUCACACAUCCGCCGCCACUACUUUCAACAUUUGCUGUGUUUCUGUCGACCGGUUUAUUGCCAUUCGGUUUCCUUUCCGUUAUCAGGACAUAGUAACCAAGAAAAGAUGUUAUGCGGUCAUCAUUUUGGUUUGGUUUAGUUCACUGGGGCUUUCUUUUUUAACAUUUUUCCUAGAUAGUUCAAAAAAAGCGAUGAUAUUUUAUUUAACAUGCAUUAUCUAUACUACAUCAUUAUUUGUUGUCUCUUUUUGCUAUGUUAGUAUUUUCAAGGCUGCCAGAAAACAGUUCAAACGAAUAAUCGCCCAGGAAAAUCCCCGAAAAUGCGACGAAAAUAUUAGAGUUCUUGCUGUGCACAAUUUUAAAGCUAUCAAAACAGUAGGUUUUGUUUUGGGUGCUUGUAUAUUCACGUGGAUGCCCAGUUUAGUUCUGAUUAUAGUGGGCUGUUAUCACCUCCUAACAGAAGACGAGAGUGAAAUGCUUGAAUUGUUUCUUGUUGCAUGGCCCUGGGUUGACGCAAUCGCUUUUACAUCGUCAGCGAUUAACCCACUGAUAUAUUUUUUCCGAAAUGGCGACUUUCGUCGAGCCUGUCGUCGUGCGUUCCAAUGGCUUCCCUGUCUUCAUUCGGAUAUCUCACCAGAAAUUGGUUUACAUCGGAAAGAAACCAAAAUGACCGAAUAACACGAAAUAGUGAGACGAAUGGCAACUUGGCAAGUCAAGAAAAAAGGGAAUGAAGGAAAUUCAAACGGAACAGUGCUCCACUUAAUUAGAAACCUGGUCGACCUAUAUAAACAUAACGG